Galendromus occidentalis (western predatory mite) is the source of this 2492-nucleotide messenger RNA. It is a transcript of the gene Nab2, whose product is annotated as Nuclear polyadenosine RNA-binding 2. The record is from RefSeq and is a predicted model, not a curated record. Bases 178 to 2322 code for a protein of 714 amino acids. Gene Ontology annotation, biological process: regulation of mRNA stability. Gene Ontology annotation, molecular function: metal ion binding; poly(A) binding. NCBI's taxonomy places the organism in Eukaryota, Metazoa, Arthropoda, Arachnida, Mesostigmata, Phytoseiidae. Gene Ontology annotation, cellular component: nucleus; cytoplasm. The transcript is spliced from 15 exons.
CUGCCUUCGACGACGUCCGGCUGCUGUUGACUGCCUGCUGUUUUACAUUGCUCCGGUGGUUCCGGAAAGUUCAGUUUUUGUUGUUAUCGAUCGAGAUGUUCCUGAGUUGAAUCCUGUCCUGACAGCGUUCUGAACAAGAGAAUCUUUUGUAUAGCAGGUUUACACACACCUUGAACCAUGGCUGCAGAGCCGAGCGGCCAGGAUGUGAGCCAGAGGAUUCGAAAUGCGAUCAGGUCAAAGCUAGUCGAUAUUGGAUGUUAUGUCGACGAUGAGCUCCCCGAUUACGUUAUGGUGAUGAUCGCAAACAAGAAAACCAAAGAUCAGAUGAAAGCGGAUCUCGAACUCUUCCUCGGAGAAUACUGCACUUCGUUUUGUGACUGGCUUCAUCAAGUUCUCGACCAUCUCCAGCGUUAUGCCCGUGAGGGGAAGAGGCGUUUGGAGUUAUUCGAUGAGCGGAGCAAAAACAGGACGUCCGUCGGCGACUCGGAAGAUGAGGUUGACCUACAUCCUAAUGCUGAGGAAGCGCGGGAUUUCCCAGAUUUCGAAUCGAAGGAUAACAGCGAUUCGAAGAAGAAGAUCGAUUCCAAGAAAUCGAGAAGUCCAUUGCGGAAGAUCGAGGAGAAAACGAAAAAACGUCUCAGAGACCGAGUCGAAGAAGUCGCCAAGGAGGUGAAGAGAAAAGACGAGAGCAGGGGAGCGGCUCACAAAAACGAGUCCUCGCGGCAGAAGAUCGAAAUGGCCGACGAUCGCUCCCGGAAAGGAACUUCCGUGGAUGAAAAGAGCCCGCCCAAGACCGAGAGGAAAAAACGAGCUUCCCCCGAGUCGUCGCGUGGAACGAAAACUCGGGGAAAAGAUCGGAAAGAGGAUCGAUCGGAGAAGAAAGGAGAGAAAAACCAUAGCGAUAAGAAGAAGCAUGCCGCCGAGGAGAAGGAGACGAACCGAGAGCGACAGAAGAACAGCGAACGACAACACACGGAUAGCGAUUCUAGAACUCGCUCAUCGACGAGUGCGCUGCGCUCCAGCAUCAAGUCCGCGGUGUCGGCGAAGACUCAAGAUAGUGAAAGUGAUGAGUAUGAGGAGUACGAUCCAUCGAAACCCCAGUUGCGCAGCAUUGCGAAAAUAGCCCCCAGGAAGAAACUCAUGGCGAGGGAUUCCCUUGAGAAGAACAAGCUAUUGGCGAAAGCUAUCCUCGAUGCGAACAAUAGCAUUCAGCAAGGGCUCCCAGCUAAGAAGAUCUUGAGGACUGAGCCACCUUCAUCUGCGAAUUCACAACCGAAACGCAGCAUCCGCGACAGAUUAGGAGCUUACGUUACUGACGCAAUCGCCUCAAGAGUUGCAAUGGCUCAGCGCUUCCAUGAAAUGCCCCCGAGUCUCGGCGACGAAGAUGAGGAUGAAGAAAACACAUUGUCGAACGACCGCCAUGCGAAGCCCCCUACAGGGCAUGUCGAGGACCUGAGACUUUCGUUACGGAAAAAAGAGAAGAGGAAUUUUGAAGAGAAGCAUGCCACCUCAGAAAACAAGGAUUUUGUCCAGGAGGCGACAGAGCAUAGAAAGCAUACAGGCCUACCGGAACCUGAAAGAGUCCCUGCGAAAUCCGCGAAAGAGCCAUCGAGAUCGACGAAUCCAGAUCAGACUGCACCUGCGAAAAUUUGUGAGGGUAAUGUUCCGAAACAGAGCAUCCCGGCAGUCAAGGUGGAGGAAACACCGAAGAACGUGAUUGUCAGAAACGGGAUGAUCGUCAAACCAAGUCCCCUACUAGAAGCUUGUGGACUAAGCGAGAUCAAGAAACGGAAGAUUGAGGCUCCGAGUCCCUCGUCGGAUGAUGAUUCGAAGCUAUCGGAGAGUCCACAGAAGAGAGUAAAAUCCGCGAAGGCGGAUCACAUACCUCUGAAAUCUCUUGACGAUCUCAUAAAACCGGGUCAGGCCGAUUUGGCGAUAAGACCUCCACGACGACGGUGCCAUUUCGACCCGAGCUGCACCAACGUAUCGUGCCCCUUCGCACAUCCAGGGCAGCCGUGUACCAGUUUCCCUCAUUGUGGUCUGAAAGCCUCAGUCUGCAACUUCAGACACCCACCGUGCUAUUACGAUAAAUCGUGCUCGAGCAGAACUUGUCAAUUCAACCACAAACACGAUGGCAUGCCGACCCCCGAAGACGCGAAACCGGCUCCGUGUAAAUACUUCCCGAACUGCACCAACGCAGCCUGCCCAUUCUAUCACCCCCCGAUUCCGUGUAAAUUUGGUCUCCGCUGCCAGGCAUUAACUUGCCCAUUCGUCCAUCCGCAAAAAUCAACGGUUGCUAAAUUGAAAUGGGUCGCCCACUGAGGACUGCACUAGCGCGUGAGGAAUAAGUCGGAGUAAGCGAAGCUCGAUCCUACCUAUAGAGUUCCCAGAGCAUCUCCCGUAUUCCUAAUCGGGGAGCACCAAUCAGUGAGCUUUACACGUUUGAGAAAUAAAUGCGUGCUCCAUGUUCUACUGGCUAGAUGUGGGGCUCC